CUGAACCAAACAUCAACCCACCCUUGCAUUCAGAGCAAUAAGAUAUACCAGUCGAAAUGGCUCCCUUCAAAGUCGCCGUGUACCUCUACCCUUCAGCGGAUAUUCUGGACUUCAGCGGCCCAACCGAAAUCUACAGCAUGCGGCCUGCAUCCGGAGAAGCCAUUUUCGAAAUCAAGACAUUCGGACACCACGAGCGCGUCUCAUCAGAGAGCGGCACCAUGGUCUACGUUCCCAAUGGUACGUUUCAGCAGCUCGAGGCCGACAUCGAAGACUACGACAUACUCGUCAUACCAGGUGCACACUUCGAGGUCAUCGACAAACUUCUCCCCUCAAAAGAAGGUAAGGAGCUCGCAGCUCUCCUUCGCAAGUUCACAAGCUUGCCGCCACGCAAAGAAGUUGGGACACGCAUCUUGCAGUCUGUCUGCACGGGCUCAAUCAUCCUUGCGGCAUCGGGCGUGUUGGCUGAUCGAACAAUAACCACGCAUCAUAUGGGUUUCGAGAUGUUGAAGAAGACGGCCGAUGAGGCGGCAGGUGGAGAUUCGAAGGUGAACGUGGUGAGGAAGAGAUGGGUCGAUGCCGGUACGACUGAAGCUGGUGUGCGAAUCAUCAAUGCGGCAGGCGUCAGCUCUGGCAUUGAUACGAGUCUUUGGAUCUACGAGCAGCUUGCAGGAAAGGAGCAGGCAGACUUCGUAGCUGAGCUUGCGGAGUUCGAGCGUAGAGGUGAGGCUUGGGGUGUAUGAUGUCAGCGCUAGAUGUUCAGGAAGUCAUCAGCCGGCGACUGAGCAAUGUCUGUACCAGCGGCGAUGGUUCCCAGCUUGUAUCUGAAACACACGACAAUAGACAAUACAACGCUUCAGAUAUGAC
Molecule: messenger RNA, 864 nt
Organism: Macroventuria anomochaeta
Lineage: Eukaryota; Fungi; Ascomycota; Dothideomycetes; Pleosporales; Didymellaceae
Product: transcriptional regulator
Exons: 1
Coding region: 57-740 (227 amino acids)
Source: RefSeq, a predicted model, not a curated record